AUGUCUUCACUGGGAGCCUCCUGCAGCAGGAUUUACACCCUGUGGAGUGAGCUGGAGGACUGCACGCUGCAGGUCUCACCCUCCGGACACUACCUGGACCUUGACUUGUCCCUGCUGGAGCAGAAGGAUGAUCUGGAGGGUUUCUACGAGGAGGUCAGGAAGGGGAGACGGCCGACCCUGAUCCUGCGCACGCAGCUCUCCGUCCGAGUCCACGCCAUCAUCGAGAAGCUGUACAACUCACAGGGGCCGGAGCUGCGGCGAUCCCUCUUCUCCCUGAAGCAGCUCUUCCAGGAGGACAAGGACCUGGUGCCCGAGUUCGUAAACCUGGAUGGGUUGACGUGCCUGAUCAAAGUGGGGGCAGAGGCCGACCAGAACUACCAGAAUUACAUCCUCCGGGCCUUGAGCCAGAUCAUGCUCUUUGUGGACGGGAUGCAGGGUGUCAUCAACCACAACGAGACCGUCCAGUGGCUGUACACGCUGUCAGGAAGCCCAUUUCGCCUGGUGGUGAAGAUGGCACUGAAGCUGCUCCUGGUGUUCGUGGAGUACACAGAGCCCAAUGCCCUGCUCCUCAUCCGCGCCGUCAAUGCCGUGGACCAGGCGAGAGGUGCCUGCCCAUGGUCCAACCUGAUGGCCAUCCUGAAGCAACGCCACGGGGCUGACACGGAGCUGCUGGUGUUCACCAUGACACUCAUCAACAAGACGCUGGCAGCCCUCCCGGACCAGGACACCUUCUACGACGUGACUGACUGCCUGGAGCAGCAGGGCAUGGAGCACGUGGUGCAGGAGUACCUGGGCAGCAAGGGCACCGACCUCGACUUGAAGCAGCAGUUCACACUCUACGAAAGUGCUCUCAAGCUGGAGGAUGGCGUGGAAGAGCCGCCCUCGGGGGGACGCAAGGAGAGGAGGAGGACAGACGAGGGCCGGCGUGGGUGGCGGUCCCAGAGCGGCUGCCCAGAGCCCAGUGCUGAUGCCCAGUCCCUUCUGGAGUCCCCUGGCACUCCAAAGGAGCCCCCAGCUGAGGACACCCCAGAUAUCCCCUCACCGAGCAGCCCAGCAGAACCCUGUCCCAGCAGCACCUACAGCAGCGCGUCCAGCGUGCGGCUGGCCCUGGCCUCCCCCCUGGCCGAGAAGGAGCAGCCCCCGGGCCCAGGAGAGCGCAGUGUUUACAAGCUGCGCCAAACUGCCCCCGUCUGGCGGGAGGAUGCCCCCUCCUUGCAUGGGGACAAGCCUAUUUUGAGGAGGUUUGAAGCUCGCUUUUUGGAGAACCUGGCUGCAGCCCAGAAGGAGAAGAUCUCUUCCAUGGCCAAGGGGCGGCUCGACGUCCUCGGUGAUGCUGCUCUGGAGCAUCCUGCUGCUCCUGCGUGGGAAGGAGACAGCGGCACCUCUGAUUCCGGGACGGAGCCACCCAGCAUAAGGUCUCGCCUGGCUCGGUCUGACACCACCGACUCCUGCAGCACCAUCUCCUCUGACACCAAGUUUAUGCUGGACAUGCUCUAUGCCAAGGGCUCCUCAGAGCCAGGGAGAGAGAAGGUGUUCCCUGAGGUCCCUUCAUCCCCCCGGAUCCAGGGUGAGGCAGAGAUGGAUGCCAAGGGAGGUAGCAGCCAGGAGCAGGAGAGUGCCUGGCUCCGUGGCAGGGCUCCAGAUGGGCCAGUGGCCAGUGCCCACGCCAAGCUGGUACGUGCCAUGUCCAGCAUAGAUGCCGAGACCCACACGCAGAAGCUGGAGAACACCGGGAUGAUGCCCAUCAAGAAGGACAUGGAGCUGACAUGGGAGCGCCUGGAGGCCAGCCCCGUGCAGCUGAAGAUCAAGGACCUGGACUUCACUGAUCUGGGGGAGGAAGAAGAUUUUGACAUCCUGGACACAGGGCCAAUGGCCAAUGGCUCCUUCCUCCAUUCUGGCAUUAGAGCAACAAGCACUGGAACAUUGAUGGCUCCCCCUCCACCUCCUGCCAUGCCUGGUUGCCCACCACCUCCACCUCCACCUCCACCUCCUGCCAUCCCUGGUUGUCUCCCACCUCCACCUCCACCUCCUGCCAUCCCUGGUUGCCCACCACCUCCACCUCCUGUAGCCCCUGGCUGCCCACCCCCACCAGGGCUGCCAGGCCUCUCAGCAACAGAUGGCCCCUCCCAGGCCAAGAAGAAGAGGACAGUGAAGCUCUUCUGGAAGGAGCUGAAGCAGCUGGAUGGCACUGUAGGGCCAGGCAGGUUUGGCCAGGGGACACUGUGGGCAUCCCUGCAGAAUGUCGAGAUCAACGCUGCAAAACUGGAGCAUCUCUUUGAGUCGCGGUCAAAGGAAGUGCCAGCUUCAAAGAAAGCUGUGGAUGGGAAGAAGGUCGUGGUGGUGCUGGACCCCAAGAGAAGCAACGCCAUCAACAUUGGCCUCACAGUGCUGCCACCCGUCCACAUCAUCAAGACUGCUGUGCUCAACUUUGACGAGUUUGCAGUCAAUAAGGAAGGGAUUGAGAAAAUCCUGACCAUGGUCCCGACUGAGGAGGAGAAGCAGAAGAUCCAGGAGGCCCAGUUGGCCAACCCUGAUGUGCCCUUGGGCUCUGCAGAGCAGUUCCUGCUCUCCCUGUCUUCCAUCAGUGACCUCACAGCCAGACUCCAGCUCUGGGCCUUCAAGCUGGACUAUGAGAGCCUGGAGCAGGAGAUUGCAGAGCCGCUCUUUGAUCUGAAGGUGGGCAUGGAGCAGCUGGCCAAAAAUCACACCUUCAAGUGCAUCCUGGCCACGCUGCUGGCCAUGGGCAACUUCUUGAAUGGUUCCCAGAGCAGAGGCUUUGAACUGGGCUACCUGGAGAAGGUCUCGGAAGUGAAGGACACCGUGCACCGGCAGUCCCUGCUCUACCAUCUCUGCCAGAUGGUGGUAGAGAAGUUCCCAGAAACCACUGAUCUCUACUCAGAGAUUGCCUCCAUCACCCGCUCCGCCAAGAUUGACUUUGAAGAGCUGGCCAACAGCCUGGUGCAGCUGGAGCGGAGGUGCAGGGCCUCCUGGGACAACCUGAAGGUGAUUGCCAAGCACGAGACCAAGCCGGUGCUGAAGACCAAGCUGACAGAGUUCCUCAAGGACAGCACCCAGCGCAUCGUCGUCUUGAAGGUGGUGCACAGGCGCGUCCUCAACAGGUUUCACUCCUUCCUGCUGUACCUGGGGUACCCGGCGAGCGCGGCGCGGGACGUGAAGGUGACGCCCAUCUGCAAACUGCUGCGGGAGUUCGCCCUGGGAACAGGGCAUUCCACCCCAACCCAGGGCUCCUCGGCCCAGGAGGACGUUCCCAGCUCCCCAGACGAUGCUUCAGAUGAAAUCAUGGACCGGCUGGUGAAAUCGGUGACUCACAAUGCCAACCCCCGGCCCUGCACCAACAGGGAGCGCAGGAGGUCCCGUGGCAAUAGGAAGUCCUUGCGGCGGACGCUGAAGAGCGGGCUCAGCGAUGAGCUGGUGCAGGCGCUGGGCCUGGGGCGGGCGCCCGGCAUGGACGUCUGAGGGGGCCGAGAGGGCUCCUGCUGCUCCCCACCACCAGCAGCCCCAGGGCAGAACGUGGUGGCAGCCCCCGUGGCACGCUCCAGGACUGGCACACUCUGCACCUUUGGUCUUGCCUCACUUUUCGCUCCUGGCCUCCAGCUCCCAGAGGUGCAGGCAGCAGGAGGGUGGUGAUGCCCCAGAGCUGCUCUGCGGUGACUGGGAUGGAGGAUGCUCAGCACUCGUGCAUGGAGGCUCAGGGUUCAUCUUCUCAGCAGUAUUAUAGGGGUCAAGGGGCUGGACCCAGACCCCCCCUGGGACCUGGGUCUGGCCCGUGGCCACUGUGGCAAUAAAGUGAUCUGACAUGC
Manacus vitellinus (golden-collared manakin) is the source of this 3821-nucleotide messenger RNA. It is a transcript of the gene FHOD1, whose product is annotated as formin homology 2 domain containing 1. Gene Ontology annotation, cellular component: cytoplasm; cytoskeleton. The transcript is spliced from 23 exons. The record is from RefSeq and is a predicted model, not a curated record. Bases 1 to 3477 code for a protein of 1158 amino acids. NCBI's taxonomy places the organism in Eukaryota, Metazoa, Chordata, Aves, Passeriformes, Pipridae. Gene Ontology annotation, molecular function: actin filament binding. Gene Ontology annotation, biological process: cortical actin cytoskeleton organization; actin filament network formation.